Naegleria fowleri is the source of this 609-nucleotide messenger RNA. RefSeq lists its product as uncharacterized. Gene Ontology annotation, molecular function: GTP binding; GTPase activity. The coding region runs from base 1 to 609 and encodes 202 amino acids. The record is from RefSeq and is a predicted model, not a curated record. The transcript is spliced from 6 exons. Lineage: Eukaryota; Heterolobosea; Eutetramitea; Acrasida; Naegleriidae.
AUGAAUCCAGAGUACGAUUAUUUGUUCAAGUUGCUUUUGAUUGGUGAUUCUGGUGUUGGAAAGAGUUGCCUUCUUCUUCGUUUUGCUGACGACACCUACACUGAUAGUUAUAUCAGCACCAUUGGUGUUGAUUUCAAGAUCCGUACCAUUGAGUUGGAUGGAAAGACCAUAAAGUUGCAAAUUUGGGAUACUGCUGGCCAAGAACGAUUCAGAACAAUUUACUACAGAGGAGCCCACGGUAUUAUUAUUGUUUAUGACGUGACUGAUCAAGACUCAUUCUCCAAUGUCAAGCAAUGGCUCAGCGAAAUUGAUCGUUAUGCAUCCGACAAUGUGAACAAGUUGUUGGUCGGUAACAAAUGUGACCUCACCUCAAAGAAGCAAGUUGAUCGUAGCACUGCUGAGGAAUUUGCCAAGUCAUUGAACAUUCCUUUCCUUGAAACAAGUGCCAAGAACUCUACUAACGUAGAACAAGCUUUCAUGACAAUGGCAGCUGAAAUUAAGAACAGACUUGCAAGUCAACCAAUCACAACACAACCAACAAUGUCACACGGAAUUACUCCUGGAGCUCCAUCCAAGCCAGCAUCAAGUGGUGGAGGAUGUUGUGGAUAA